Magnusiomyces paraingens is the source of this 1551-nucleotide messenger RNA. RefSeq lists its product as uncharacterized. The record is from RefSeq and is a predicted model, not a curated record. NCBI's taxonomy places the organism in Eukaryota, Fungi, Ascomycota, Dipodascomycetes, Dipodascales, Dipodascaceae. The transcript has a single exon. The coding region runs from base 1 to 1551 and encodes 516 amino acids.
AUGUCCACUCGAGAAUAUACAUACUCUUUAGAUUCAACCGACUCAGCUGCCUUCUCACCAGGCCAGUCGUACUCUUCUGCAACAUCCCAGGACGAUUCUUUCAUCUAUUCAUCAUUAUCACCACAAAUCCUUCAAAAUUAUAACCAAAAUUAUAACCAAAAUUAUAAUCAAACUUAUAAACACAUGCAACCUCGUAAAAAUAGUAUCCCAAUAGACUUUUCGGCUUGCUCAUCUCUAAAACCAUUUGCAACAACCUCCUCUUCAUCCUUCUCCUCCUCUUCCAGCUUAUCCCAUUCGGCUCUCCGCAACAUUGGCGCUAUCAAAAUCAAACGCCCCCACACUGAUAAAUGUGCCCAGAAAUACACACUCAAAAUGGAGUCCGAGUUCAAAAUGUCAAUCGGGAACCCAACAGAUGGCCCGGAAUGUGUUCCAGUCCUUACUGCCCAACCUUCCCUUUCACGCACAAAAGUCCUUGGAUUUGACCGAGUCACGGGAGAUUUGCGACUGCAAAAUGGAGCAACCAUUUCAGAUUAUGUCUUUCAUGCAACCAUCAACUUGGCUUUCCCACAACAAAUCGCCGCAUGCCUGGCCCCAAUUGUGGCGUACCACGCAGUCGCGCAAGCCACAAAACAACAACAGCUCAAGCAUUUGUACAAUUGCGACGAUCCACACGCAUUCAUCAAAAACAAGGUCGCCGCCGCAGCUUUCUUUUACGGUGCAGGGAAACUCCUAGCUGCCGUGGCAGACGCUCCACGGCCAGAAGAACAGUCAGCACUUGCACACUUUGGAAGCCUCACAACGUUCCGACUGGGUUCCUGUGGACUCCUCGCUGACGCGUACUCGGUGCUUGACUACUACCGUAUGGCCAUCCGCGACACUAUCCGCAUAGAAGCCCUGCACACAACUGUCGUGAGAUGGGUUCUAUGGGGGCUCAUGCUGGAUCCCAACGCGCAUAAGCUGCAGGCGUUGAUGCAACCUUUUUUGCAAGCAGCAGCUACCCCAGAUAUUUCCCCAGGCCACUUGUACUUGUCAUCUGACUGGCGGUUCUACGACCUUCUGCGAGACCAGAUUAUGAUGGUAGCCCAGCGGCUGUUUGAUGACCUUGAGGCCAGCCCAGGUGGAGCAAAACACACAGAGCGUAUGGCCGCAUACAUCAACCUGCAUGCACCAACAACUGUCGACCUUUCACGACUGCGCGCACAAAUCCCAGCUACCCCACAUAAUGCACGCGUGUAUGCACAGCUUGAGACUUUACUCAAGGCAGCCUCGUUAUCUACCAUAACGCGUACCCACGCCGACUGGUGCCAGGCGUUACGGGCCAAAUUCCCUGAGCUGCGGUUGAAUGAUUUGGCCAAAAUCUUAGGAGUGGUACUGGUAUACGAUCCACGCGUGACACUUUUGUCGAUAGCCCAGGAGAUGUCUACGGCAACAGCCUUGUAUACCGGGUACCGGGCAGGGUUUUUCCCUGCACAGGUGACGACAGAACUGGAAUGGAACGAAGAGUCAUUUUACUUGGACUCGAUGGUAUCUUCAAAAUGGAUAGUUUUUUAA